CGUAAGAACGGAACCAGGGAAGGGAACCGCGGAAGACCAAAAGUCGAAGGAAGAAGAAGAGUCGCCUCAUCUCGACUGCCUCCGGCUGCCCGCCUCACCACUACGCCGUCCAGGACUUCUGCAUUGACUUCGGUCUUCAGAUUUUCACCCCAAUAAUACAAACUUAGAGAUGAGGGGUCUGCAGAUGUCUUUCAACAAAACACAGAAGAUAAGGAUGGAGAGAGCAAUGGAGCUGUUGGAGUCACUAUCAUCAAAAACCAACUCCAAUGCCUAUGUAACGGUUUCUGAUAUCAUUCCUAUGGAUGGUGAAGAUGGUGUUCUCAAGGGACAUGGGACGCUUGAGAUGGAUUCCCAAAUUGGUGCAAUUGUAUGUGGAGUUCUCGAACGAGUUAACAAACUUGUUUGUGUGAGGUCUUUGAGAGCCAGGUACAAGCCAGAAAAUGGUGACAUUAUCGUGGGGCGAGUGGUUGAGGUUGCUCAAAAGCGAUGGAGGUUGGAUAUAAACUCUAGCCAAGAUGCAUUGCUGAUGCUUUCCUCUAUGAAUUUGCCAGAUGGCAUUCAGAGACGGCGAACUGCAGUCGAUGAGCUAAACAUGAGAAGUUUCUUCGAGGAGAAUGAUGUAGUUUGUGCUGAAGUUCGUGGGUUCCAGCGUGAUGGCAGUCUGCACCUGCAAGCUAGAAGCGAGAAGUAUGGAAAGCUUGAAAGGGGUCAGCUGCUCAAAGUUUCUCCCUAUCUAGUGAAGAAGCGGAAACAGCAUUUCCAUCAUCUAGACCAGUAUGGAAUUGACCUGAUACUUGGCUGCAACGGGUUCAUUUGGGUUGGGGAACAUGUUGAUGUAAAAGCUGACACGCCGAAAGAUCAGUUACUUAGCAACACCAAAUCUAGCACUCCUUCAUUCCUCGACGAAGAAGAAGAAGAUGAAGAGGAAAGGUAUACGACUCCUCGGCAUAUCAGGGUUUACAUAUGCAUGAUAGCGAAUGCCAUUAGAGUGUUGUCGGAUUUAGGGUUUACGAUAACCGUGGAAGUGCUAUUGGAGACAGUCGUCUUGAGUGAGUCGUUGAAGAUAGAUGUGGCCGAUAUGCUGGGUGCAGAGUUCUAUGUAUUGGUUGCUGAGAAGGAAGCCGAAAGACGAAGCAAGGCUACGACGAAAAGAUGAUUCUUCCCUCCAUUCUCUUUGUUCUUGACCAGGGUUUUAUGUGAUUCUUCAUUCAUGUUGCUGGUGUCAAACUAUGGAAUUUUAGUGUCAAUAUUAUGACCUUUUUUUUGUGAUCAACUGCAACUCAAGUGAAUCACUCAUUUUUUAUGCUACCGAGAGAGGGGUGUCAUCUAAUUUCACGUUGAAAUGAGAAGAAUACUUUGAGAUUAAUAAUAUGAUAGUCCCUCCGGUCCUUAAAGAUUGGCACAGUUUGAUUUUUUUAGUCAAACUGUGGCAUCUUUUGAGAACGAAUUAUAGAAAAUGUAUAUUUAGUUAUAUUGUAAAUUUAGUAAAAUUGAGUUCAGUUU
Molecule: messenger RNA, 1503 nt
Organism: Cuscuta campestris
Lineage: Eukaryota; Viridiplantae; Streptophyta; Magnoliopsida; Solanales; Convolvulaceae
Source: the annotation of a GenBank genome assembly